AUGACGGAAGCACCAAACGUUGAUUACCUUUGUACUCGUUUUAGGGAGAUGUCAGAGCAACGUGAUCGUCUCUUUAUGGAAAGAGGAAAAACUUGGCCACGUAGUGAAGAUCAAUCUUGUUAUGUGAAUGUCAUUACGGGAUCUUCUGAAUAUAAUAACUAUAGAAGAAGUCCACAACGCAGUUAUCAACGUCAAAGUAGUGUCAAACGUUCUGUCACAACUCCUGUUAGACGUCGUACGGAUAAUUAUAAAAGAAAUAUAUUGGAUGAUGAAGAUCGUAUUCCAUUUGCUGCGAGACCCAGUCGUUCUGCUAGUAGAAAUUAUUCCAGGAAUGAAAAUCGAAUAAAUAGGAUAGAACGUAGACCAACUCUCCGUUGGAUAGCUGAUGAUGGUAUGGAAGAGAAUCAAAGCAAAACAGUAAAUUUUAAUUUUCGUGAAGAGUCUGAACCUCAGAUUCGUAGAAAUUCUAUGCCUUCUUUUAUUGUUGCAAACAAGCGUCCAAGUCCUCUCCUCAUGGCUCUUGUAAAUGACAUUGCGAAUCGUCGAGGAGCACGGAGUCCACCAAUACCACAAGAAGUUAUUAUAGCCUUUGAAACUCAUGUAGCUCAUGGAGCAUUUAUGCUAAAGUUUGUUUCUAACGGUGCCCCACAUGAACGUUUUUUUGUUGUAAAGUUUUUGGAUCGUAAAAGUACAUUUGCCGAACCCGAACCAGCACUUUGUUGGUAUCGUAGUGCCAAGAGUUGGACAAUGCAACGGUACUUGCCUCUAGCAGAUCUUAUCGGUGUAAUUGACGGUGGUGAAAAUCAUCCUGCUGUAAAGAGGCGUAUGGUGCAAGCAGGAUUUAUUAAAGGAUCUUAUGUAGACUUAAAACCCACCUAUUUGCGUGCUGAUUAUAUUGUACAGUGGCAUUUUCGCUCUUCCGGAGAUGAUGAAGAGAUUCUGGCCGUAAAAAUGCUGGACAGAGAGUCUUAUGUUUCUUGGUCGAUUGUGAUGCACUUCUUUAGUAGUAUUGGUUCUGUUUUAGCUGUAGGAACUUAA
Trypanosoma theileri is the source of this 1038-nucleotide messenger RNA. RefSeq lists its product as uncharacterized. The record is from RefSeq and is a predicted model, not a curated record. The transcript has a single exon. NCBI's taxonomy places the organism in Eukaryota, Euglenozoa, Kinetoplastea, Trypanosomatida, Trypanosomatidae. The coding region runs from base 1 to 1038 and encodes 345 amino acids.